AUGCUCCUCACAAACCCGUGUCGGCAGAUUGGCCGUAUAGGAGUACAAUCACUACGAAGGUCCUCCUCAAGCGCCGCCACCGAUGGAUUAAUCUAUCCCGAAUCAAUAAGUUCACAACACCAUGAUCUCCCUAGCUUUGUGGAAUAUGCGUCACGCAUCCAGAUGGAUCCUAAAAGCACCGUAUACGUAGGAACUCAUUACGAGUAUACUGCGCGGUCCUCGCUCGAACGCUUAGGGAUGUCCCUCAAACGCAUAGGUGGCCGUUCGGACUACGGAAUUGAUCUCCUCGGAACCUGGUCUCUACCGUCUGUACCUCGGCCUUUGAAGGUCCUUGUCCAAUGUAAGGCUCUUGGCGGCAAAGGAGGCUCGGGUGGGCCAUCUCAGAUUCGGGAGCUUGAAGGAGCAUUUGUCGGGGCGCCUCAAGGCUGGAGGGAUCCUGGCGUUUUGGGUCUUCUUGUGUCAACAAAAUCAGCAACGAAAGCAGUCAGAGAGGCCCUUGGCAGGAGUCGAUGGCCGAUGGGAUGUGUAUUGUGCAGGGCUGAUGGUAAAAUCAUGCAAUUUCUGUGGAACCGGAGGGCGGCACAAGAGGGAUUAGAAGGAAUAUCGGUUGAGUUGAAGUACUCUGGCCGUGGUGACCUAAGUGAGAGGGAGGUGAUUCUAACGUGGAGGGGAGAGGUCAUCAGUGAACCUAUCUCACUCUAG
Molecule: messenger RNA, 702 nt
Organism: Amorphotheca resinae ATCC 22711
Lineage: Eukaryota; Fungi; Ascomycota; Leotiomycetes; Helotiales; Amorphothecaceae
Exons: 1
Coding region: 1-702 (233 amino acids)
Cellular component (GO): mitochondrion
Source: RefSeq, a predicted model, not a curated record